Messenger RNA from Nanorana parkeri, 2514 nucleotides. RefSeq names its product kinesin light chain 1 (gene KLC1). The record is from RefSeq and is a predicted model, not a curated record. Gene Ontology annotation, molecular function: kinesin binding. Gene Ontology annotation, biological process: axo-dendritic transport. Lineage: Eukaryota; Metazoa; Chordata; Amphibia; Anura; Dicroglossidae. The transcript is spliced from 14 exons. Gene Ontology annotation, cellular component: kinesin complex; cytoplasm; membrane-bounded organelle. The coding region runs from base 202 to 1863 and encodes 553 amino acids.
GACGGGCGCGGUGCAUUGUGGGCGGGGAGGGGAGAUCGCCAUUUGCAGCAGACAGAGGCGGAUACUGGCAGGAGAGGAUGCGUCCCGGAACUCGGGCUGUCAGCUAGGAGAGGCCUGGGCUCUGGGCCUGAUACUGGAAGGAGGCUCACCGGACACACCGACCACCAUCACCCCAUUGAGGCCGCACUGACCGCUGAACGAAUGUAUGACAACAUGUCCACGAUGGUGUUUCUGAAGGAAGAUAAGUUGGAGAAGCUCACCCAAGAUGAGAUCAUUUCAAAGACCAAGCAGGUGAUCCAGGGUCUGGAGGCCUUGAAAAAUGAGCACAACUCCAUCCUGCAAAGCCUCCUGGAGACCUUGAAGUGUCUGAAGAAAGAUGACGAGAGUAACUUGGUGGAAGAGAAGUCCAACAUGAUCCGAAAGUCAUUGGAGAUGCUGGAACUGGGUCUGAGUGAAGCACAGGUUAUGAUGGCCUUAUCGAACCAUUUGAAUGCAGUGGAGUCAGAGAAGCAGAAGCUGAGGGCUCAGGUGAGGAGGCUGUGCCAGGAGAACCAGUGGUUGAGGGAUGAGCUGGCCAAUACUCAACAGAAGCUGCAGAGGAGCGAACAGUACGUGGCCCAACUGGAGGAGGAGAAGAAACAUCUAGAAUUUAUGAACCAGCUGAAGAAAUACGAUGACGACAUUUCUCCAUCGGAUGAUAAAGACAGUGAUUCCUCUAAGGAGCCUCUCGAUGACCUCUUCCCCAACGAUGAUGAUGACCAAGGACCAGGAAUACAACAACAGCACAGCAGCGCAGCCGCUGCCGCACAACAAGGAGGCUAUGAGAUCCCCGCACGGUUAAGAACCCUUCAUAAUCUGGUGAUUCAGUACGCAUCCCAAGGGAGGUAUGAGGUGGCCGUGCCUCUCUGCAAGCAAGCUCUGGAAGACCUGGAGAAGAACUCCGGCCACGAUCACCCUGAUGUCGCCACAAUGCUUAAUAUACUGGCUCUGGUGUAUAGGGAUCAGAACAAAUACAAAGAUGCUGCCAAUCUAUUAAACGAUGCCCUGGCCAUCCGAGAAAAGACUUUGGGAAAGGAUCACCCAGCGGUUGCAGCCACUCUUAAUAACCUAGCUGUGCUUUAUGGGAAGAGGGGGAAGUACAAGGAAGCAGAACCAUUAUGUAAGAGGGCCCUGGAGAUCCGGGAAAAGGUGUUGGGCAAGGAUCACCCAGACGUAGCUAAACAACUGAACAACUUGGCCUUACUGUGUCAGAACCAGGGCAAAUAUGAGGAAGUGGAAUACUAUUACCAGAGAGCAUUGGAGAUUUACCAGACCAAACUGGGGCCAGACGAUCCAAAUGUGGCAAAAACCAAGAACAACCUGGCUUCUUGCUAUCUGAAACAAGGCAAGUUCAAGCAAGCUGAGACUUUGUACAAAGAAAUCUUGACACGGGCACAUGAAAGGGAAUUUGGAUCAGUUGACGAUGAGAACAAACCUAUCUGGAUGCACGCUGAAGAAAGAGAAAAGUUCAAAGGUAAACAAAAGGAUGGCACAUUUGGAGAAUACGGAGGCUGGUAUAAAGCAUGCAAAGUUGAUAGCCCCACAGUGACCACUACCCUGAAAAACCUUGGAGCACUUUACAGACGUCAGGGCAAGUUUGAAGCGGCAGAAACACUAGAGGAGGCAGCAAUGAGGUCACGGAAACAGGGUCCUGUCUCACAGGGACUAGACAAUGUCCACAAGCAGCGAGUGGCCGAAGUGUUAAAUGACCCAGAAAGCAUUGAGAAGAGGAGAAGCCGGGAGAGCCUCGACGUGGUAAAGUACGAGAGCGGUCCAGAUGGAGGGGAGGAAGUGAGUAUGAGCGUAGAGUGGAACGGGGCCUAGAUGCCUUGUGUGACUCUAACUCUGUCUCCUGCAUGACGGACGCGCUCCAUCUCAAGCUUUAACCUCUCUCUCCAGUACUGACCGCUGUGUUCUAGCACCUCCUUUGUAGGAUUUCCAUCUGAGCUGUCAUACACACUUCCUUUGUAAAUUGACCAUACUCGCCAAAAGAGCUGACACUUCUUCCUACACUACUUUUUUUUUUUCCUCCCCUUCUCAACACUGUACAUGUGUAGCUUUGUCCAGCUGUUAUCUAGCUAUAAGAUCUGUAAUCCAGUCAUACAGCGAUGUGUUAUUCCAAUGUAUUCAGUCGCUAGGAAAGCACUUCUAAGCUAGUUGCUCUUUUACUGAAGGUAAUUAAAUAUCUCGGGGUCCAUUAGUGGCAUGUCGAGGACCUCUGCACAGAAACUGUACUCUGUAGAAAUAAAAGCAUGUACUGCAAAUGCUUGAUAAUACUGUCAGUGGAGACCUGUUGUGUGGUUACCAUCAACUGUGGAUGUUAAUGGGUCUCCCGCCAUGAGUAUUAAUGGGAUUUAGAACUAUUUGAGUCUUAGUGUGACUUUUUUGGCAGUUGUGCUUCUACUAAUCUUCGAAGUGUAUGUUGAUUUGUGUACAUGUCUUUCUAACUUCUAAUAAACUCUCUAACUGACCCCA